Molecule: messenger RNA, 2130 nt
Organism: Priceomyces carsonii
Lineage: Eukaryota; Fungi; Ascomycota; Pichiomycetes; Serinales; Debaryomycetaceae
Gene: MLH1
Product: mismatch repair ATPase
Exons: 1
Coding region: 1-2130 (709 amino acids)
Biological process (GO): mismatch repair
Cellular component (GO): MutLalpha complex
Molecular function (GO): ATP binding; ATP-dependent DNA damage sensor activity; mismatched DNA binding
Source: RefSeq, a predicted model, not a curated record
AUGAAUGGACAAGAGAAGGAGAGAAUCGUAGGAGAUAAGACGAUUAAAAAAUUGGAUGUAUCAGUGGUGAACAAAAUAGCGGCUGGGGAAAUAAUUAUACAGCCGUGUAAUGCCCUAAAAGAAUUGAUAGAGAACUCAAUCGAUGCCAACUCUACUAUGAUCGAUAUUCUAGUCAAAGAAGGGGGAACUAAAUUACUACAAAUUUCUGAUAAUGGACUGGGAAUCAAAAGGUCUGAUAUGGAAAUGCUUUGUGAGAGAUUUGCAACGUCUAAACUACUGAAGUUUGAAGACUUAGAAAGCAUAUCUACGUAUGGAUUCAGAGGUGAAGCUUUGGCUAGUAUAUCACACAUUUCUAGAUUGUCUGUGAUAACCAAGACGAAAGAUUCUCCUUUGGCCUACAAGGCGUUUUAUACAAAUGGUAAGCUCUGUGGACCAAAUUUUAAACCUGCAACAACGAAUACUGAGCCAAAGCCCGUGGCUGGAACGAAUGGAUCUCUGAUCAUAGUAGAAGACAUGUUUUAUAAUGUACCUUCAAGAAUCAGAGCUUUAAAAUCAAAAAAUGAGGAAUUUGUCAAAAUAUUAGACGUUGUGACUAGAUAUGCAAUUCAUAGCAAAGGGGUCGGAUUUAACUGCAAGAAGUUUGCUGACAGCAGCCAAUCUAUAUCAAUAAGACCACAGCUAACACUUAAAGAAAGAAUACGAACUGUUUUUGGAAUAUCUGUUGCAAAUGAAUUGAUUGAAUUUAAUAUAGACGGUAAUAAUAAUCUAGAUUCAGACACUGAAACUCUUUUUAAUAAGUUUGGGCUAAAAAAUGUCACUGGAGCAAUAACAAAUACCAAUUAUAAUAACAAAAAAAAAAUCCAACCGAUAUUUUUCAUCAAUCAUAGACUCGUUUCAUGCGAUCCCCUAAAGAAGACGCUACUUGCAAUGUAUAAUUUUUUUAUUCCGAAAGGAAACCAACCUUUCAUAUACUUAAGUUUAGAAAUUACACCUGAGAAUGUGGAUGUGAAUAUCCACCCAACUAAACAAGAGGUAAGGUUUUUACACGAGGAAGAAAUAAUUGAUGUUAUCAGAGAACAAGUUUAUGAUCUUCUUUCAAAUGUAGAUACAUCCAGGAAGUUUACGACACAGUCUGUUUUUCUAAAUAAGUCUAGCGAUCGAAUGAAUAACUCACGGGAUGAUCCGAAAUUAAAGACUUAUCGUCAAGAGAAUAAAUUUGUGAGAAUUGAUUCCAACCAAUCGAAAAUUAGUCCAUAUCUUACAAUAGAGACUAAUGUUCAGUCUGACGCAAGAAACUCUAACGAUACGAAGAAAAAUGCUGGUGGACACAUUCCUAAUAUGCGGGCCAGCUUAAAUAUAACAGAGAAAAAGAGAAAUGAUAUGAGUCUUGAUAGUAUUUUGUCUUUGAAGGAAGAAUUAACCGAGAAAGUAGAUUCUUCUUUAACCAAUAUUUUCACUAAUGCUUCCUAUAUUGGGAUAGUCGAUGAACAUAGGAGAUUAUGUUGUUUCCAGUAUGACGUUAAGCUAUUCAUUUGCAGCUAUGCUGCCAUUCUAUCCGAGUUUUAUUAUCAGGUUGCUCUAACUGAGUUCUGCAACUAUGGAGAGAUUCUAGCAACACAGGAUAUCAUACUUGAAGAUAUUCUUGAACCAUUAUAUUCUGUUCGGACGGAUCUUGUUUCGAAAGACGAAGUAAUAUCUAAUAUAUAUUCUAUGAAGGAUAUGUUUGAAGAAUAUUUUCAAAUGAAGUUUGAUAUUUUAUCAGAUGGUAAACAUAAGCUUUCAUCAUUGCCUAUGCUUUUCAAAGAUAUCGUUCCUUCAUUUUCUAAACUCCCUCAUUUUGUCUACAGAUUAGGUUCGCACAUAGACUAUGAUGAUGAGAAAGAAUGUUUACGUGGCAUAAUGAAGCAAAUUGCUUUAUGGCAUGUUCCAGAAACCAUUGGAUCAAACUCCCCACAAGGUGAGGAACUGGAUGCCAUUGACAACAAUAAAAGAAAUGAGCUAAAUCAAAUAUUGGAAAACAUUAUAUUUCCAAAUUUAAAAAGCAGGUUUGUUGCUACUUCAGACAUUAUGAAAGAUGUCAUUCAAAUUGCGGAUUUACCAGGUUUAUAUAGAGUUUUCGAGAGAUGUUAG